This is a messenger RNA of Dicrocoelium dendriticum, 273 nucleotides long. The record is from the annotation of a GenBank genome assembly. Lineage: Eukaryota; Metazoa; Platyhelminthes; Trematoda; Plagiorchiida; Dicrocoeliidae.
AUGCAAAUACUCAUAGCUUCCGCGAAAUCUUCUUGGGUAAUGUGGACCGCCUGCCCCAUUGGUUGCGUUCGUGUCGAACUUGAUAGCCGUGUCCACAUGGAUGAAGUUCACCACUCUACAGGAGCUCCACUUCUCCUUGAUUAUGGAGAAACUCAUUGCUCUCAAAAGCUAAAAGCGGCACGAGAAAUAUUUGUUAGAUGGGACACAUGGAGGAACAAUGGGGAUCGAUACGUCACUUAUCAUAGCAAUCUACUUCCAGUGAACACGCAUUAG